Molecule: messenger RNA, 1533 nt
Organism: Aspergillus nidulans FGSC A4
Lineage: Eukaryota; Fungi; Ascomycota; Eurotiomycetes; Eurotiales; Aspergillaceae
Product: protein amcC
Exons: 4
Coding region: 1-1533 (510 amino acids)
Biological process (GO): transmembrane transport
Cellular component (GO): membrane
Molecular function (GO): transmembrane transporter activity
Source: RefSeq, a predicted model, not a curated record
AUGUCACCCAACCUCAGACAAUACUCCGACGGCUCCUCAUUUGAAGAAGCACAGAUCGAGUCAACCAACGCCGGUGUUAACAAAACAAAACCGCCGGUGCUAGGUCGACAGCGGUCCAAAACUGAUGACGAUAUUGCACCAAACACCAAUGCCACCAGCAACUCACUGGAAUAUACGGAAAAGCCAGAGCUGCCGCCGGCGCCAUAUGGCUUCCAACCGCAGCGGACAUCCGAUGACGACCUUGACAGGCGCCUCUCCAGUGCCACCGCUCCUGAUGAAGUCAGCCAUCGAGCUCCCGCCAGUCGAGUGACCACCGAUGCCGAUGGCAACACUUAUCCUGAAGGCGGUUUGGAGGCUUGGUUAGUUGUACUAGGCUCCUUCUUGGGCCUCUUCGCAUCCCUCGGUCUAGUAAACACCAUCGGUUCUUUUCAGGCAUAUCUUCAGACCAAUCAACUGAAAGACUACAGCUCUGGAAGCAUAGCCUGGAUCUUUGGCAUCUAUGCAUUCCUUACUUUCUUUGGUGGUGUUCAGGUAGGGCCCGUAUUCGACGCCAGGGGACCACGGCUUUUGGUUCUUGGUGGCUCCGUGCUAGUGAUGCUGCAGGUGAUAACCAUGGGCUUCUGUACUCAGUACUGGCAUUUCGUCCUUUCAAUAGGAAUCGCUGGAGGACUAGGAACCUCCAUGAUCUUCACCCCUGCAGUGUCUGCGAUUGGGCACUAUUUCAAUGAAAGACGUGGAGUAGCAACCGGCCUCGCGGCUACUGGUGGCUCCGUCGGGGGCGUUGCGUUUCCUCUAAUACUGGAGAGCCUGUUCCCUAAGAUCGGCUGGGCCUGGGCUACGCGAGUCAUUGCUUUGAUCUGCCUGAUAUCGCUGGCCGGUGCAUGUCUAUUGGUGAAGUCGCGGCUGCCAAAGAAGCCAGCCUCGAAGGAGAACGUUCUGCCCGAUUUUCGUAUCUUUCGCAGCCUCAAGCUCAGCUUCACAACGGCCGGUAUCUUCUUCAUUGAGUGGGGCCUUUUUAUCCCAAUCAGCUACAUCUCCUCGUAUGCUUUGGCCCAUGGCACUUCUGAGUCGCUUUCCUAUCAGAUGCUAGCAUUUCUCAAUGUGGGCUCCGUCCUCGGAAGAGCAAUCCCUGGCUUCUUUGCAGACCAUCUCGGCAGAUUCAACACUCUUAUAGUCACAGUUGCAUUGUGUCUUGUUUGCAACGUGUGCAUUUGGCUUCCUGCCGGAGACAGCGUGGCCAUAAUGAUUGUGUAUUGCGUGAUUUUUGGCUUUGCUAGCGGCAGCAACAUCAGCCUUACCCCCGUCUGCAUUUCACAACUCUUGAGCUUCGGCACCUUGACAGGAAUGCCAAUUGCGGGUGAAAUUUUGGCCCGCUGCAACGGGGACUACUGGGGCCUGAUAACCUAUACGAUCUGCUGCUACGCUAGCGGUCUUAUCUCUGCAUCUCAUGACAGCCAGCAGCUUCCCAACGAUAAUGGCUAUUCCAUUAUUCGAGUGUCAAAUAUUGUUCUUGAGACGCGCGGUCCACCUUAG